AUGAAGCUGACGAAGAAGAACGGCGAUUUCGGUCGGAGAGCAUGGAGACUGCUGCGUCUAGCAUUAUUAUGGAAAAGAAAAGGCGGAGUGUUCAAGCGGCGGCUCAUGACGGAGCUGCGAUUGGUGCCAAAGUUCCUAAAGGGUCUCGGCCAUUCGUCGACUGCGGCGGCGGCUCAUACUUGUAACGACCGACUCCAUUACAAGGAACGCCAGUUCUCUUUCAACGAGACGCCCAUCAUCGACGUCAAGGCCGUGCAGCGCUCCGCUUCGAUGCGGUUCCUUCUCUCUUGCGUUAGCGCCGAGGCGGUGGACUUCGAUCGAUACGAUGAUUUGGGCAUCGAUGAAUACGAUGAUGGGAACACCAGCAAGAGUUACUCGACGUGUUCGAAUAUCGUGGAAGACGAAGACGAAGAAGAGUGGGGAUAUGAAGGCUGUGACGAGAAAAGUUCGUGUGUUUAUACUUUUCCGGCGGAGGAAGAAGGGAUCGAUUCCAAGGCGGAGAAGUUUAUAGCCAAGUUCUACGAGGAGAUCAAGUUACAACGACAAACUUCUGAUUUGGAAUACUCUGAAAUGCUUAGGAGAGGAGCCAGUUAUUGA
Molecule: messenger RNA, 597 nt
Organism: Hibiscus syriacus
Lineage: Eukaryota; Viridiplantae; Streptophyta; Magnoliopsida; Malvales; Malvaceae
Exons: 1
Coding region: 1-597 (198 amino acids)
Source: RefSeq, a predicted model, not a curated record